CGAGCCUCUUUAUCGACGUUUCAAGCUCAAUAUCUGAAUCUUGUGCGUUGUUGGUCUCUAAAAGCAGUUUAUUGGCGAGUUCGCCAGCAUUGAAACUCUUGGAGAGAUAGUCUCCAUAUUCUGACAAAUUGCUGCUUUCCAUAGUAGCAAGCGAUCUAGCACUCGUCCUAUAUUCAACCACCCCAACCGCCGAGGCAGGACAUCACCAACAACCAUCUCGUUGAUAUCUGGCACGAGCAAGUUCAAGAUCAACUUGGCAACAGCUUACGUAACAAGCCCACCUCUAACAAAAAAAAGUUUUCCAGUUGACCAUUUCGGCUUAUUGACAUCUCUGAAUAGAGAGGUUCGGAUGAAUUGAAUCACAGAGAGAAGAGAGAAUACAAAAGCUAAUCACUUGCCGAUAUCUUCCACAAAAUGGGAUUUAGCUUUGGCUUUACAGAAGAUAUUGAAGAGGAGCCACAGGGGGGUCAGCAAAACGGAAAUGGUGUUCCUGCACAGUUUGUAAAUCCAAUAGAUAACGCUUCCGAGCUCCAAAGCCCGAAGUUGUACACUUUGCAAGACCUUCAGCGUUUGUCUUUUGCCGAAACUCGAAUAACCUACGAGCCGGUCGAGCUCUACCCUGGCCGGACACUGUACAGAAGAGAGUUGUUUGACGUGAGGCACCAGUUGAUGAUGGAGGACAGCACUCUAGGUAAAAAGGAAGAUGGAGUCAGCGCCGAAGAGUUCAACAUUCUCAUGGGAGAAACCGGGGAGGACCUAAAGAACGGGGUAUACGAGGGUGGUUUGAAAAGCUGGGAGUGUUCCUUCGACAUGAUAGCCAAAUUAAAAGACCUACAGAUAGUCGAGAGGCUUCUUCAAAACGGUCAGAAGUUCAAUGUGGUUGAACUUGGAUGCGGCACUUCUUUGCCCACGCUGUACAUCUUGAGCCUGAUCUUCUCCACUCAAGCUACGCAGCACCAGCCCAUCUCUGUUGUCUUGAGUGAUUUCAACUACGACGUCCUCAGACUAGUCACUCUACCAAACAUACUGAUCAACUGGUGUUUCUGUGCGCUGAAUCCGGACGAACUACGGUUGCUGCAACAAAGAGAUGAUGUGGAGGGGAACAUCCGGGACGGAGAGAUUGACAUCACGAAGGCAGUAGUCGCAAGGUUCAACCAGUGGAUGCAGCAGAACCAGGUAACCAUUAGCUUCAUCUCAGGCUCCUGGUGCCGCUCCUUCAUGAAUAUUCUCAACGAAACACUUCCGCAGAUGAAGACCGAAACCAACAUUGUGCUCACCAGUGAAACUAUCUACUCUCCAGCCAUCUUACCAGUGGUGGGUGAGAUGAUGGUGGAGCUCGCUGGCGGAGAAGGAGCAGCGCACGACGACAGCGUUACACUUUUGGGCGCCAAGGACAUUUAUUUCGGGGUCGGAGGUAGCAUUGUUGAUUGCCGUCAGUACCUGCAGUCCAGGGGGGCACAUGUAGAGACCACAUCUGCUGCUGGCAACUUCAAACGCAGUGUACUUUCCAUCUCCAUAUAGAAAACCACGUAGACCGUCCGUGUACGCUAAGUAGAGUAUAGAGCAGGAAAUAAUUUGGUGAAACAUCGAUGUGCCGCGUCGAGGC
Pichia membranifaciens NRRL Y-2026 is the source of this 1606-nucleotide messenger RNA. RefSeq lists its product as hypothetical. Lineage: Eukaryota; Fungi; Ascomycota; Pichiomycetes; Pichiales; Pichiaceae. Gene Ontology annotation, molecular function: protein-L-histidine N-tele-methyltransferase activity. The coding region runs from base 415 to 1521 and encodes 368 amino acids. Gene Ontology annotation, biological process: peptidyl-histidine methylation, to form tele-methylhistidine. The transcript has a single exon. The record is from RefSeq and is a predicted model, not a curated record.